AUGAGCCCAGGCGAGGUCCAGACUACCGAGAAGGCGUACUCCCCCACCCCCAUCCUCACUCGCUCUCGGACGAGCAAGACCUGUCUCCCACCCCUCCGUACGUGUCGCAAUGACGACCAACCUCCUUCCCUCAACUACGACAUCCUCUCGUCCAUCCUCCCUCUAGUCGAUGCGAACGACGCCGCUCAACUUGCGCUGGCCUCUCGCUCUGCCUACCGCCUCGCACUUCCCCGUUUCCUCGCAGACGUCACCAUCGGUGGACUAUACCACAAGCCGGGCAACAGCGCCGUCACCCAGCUCACCGCAUUCUGCAACUUCCUCCUCGGCCCCGCUCCCGCAUGGCAUGGCGCCCCCACCGCUCGCCUCGAUGAUCUCCGCACUCUCGAGUCCGCCGUCUCCCUUCUCUCCGCCGUGCUCGCGCGCGCGCACAGCCUGCAGCGGCUCACGCUCUGGGGCUCGGACGCGCUCUUCACCGCCGACCCCGACUUCGCGCAGGGCAGCAGCCCCUCCAUCGAGACCCUCGUCCUCGGCGGGGACAUCGCCCCGCUCCCUGUCCUCGCCAAAGCGUUCCCGAACGUCCGCGAGCUUAUCUUCCUCGGCGUCAACGGGUCGUGUGCCCCCAACUGGGCGUUCUUCCAGCCCGACGCGAACAGCGACGCCCUGGGGCCCUGGCAGAACACUCUCGAGCGCGUCGACACGGGCUUCGCAGUCAUGCCGCUCCAGUGCCCCGUCAAGCGUGUCGUCGUCAGGGAGCCGGUCAUGGACGGGUUCGACCACCUAUACCCGGCCCGAGAGUUCCUCGGACAUGCUCAGCCCGUCGUACUCUCCCUCCUGUUCUUGGAGUUGACGGGAGAUCGGUGCGAAGGUCUCAAGGAGAGCGCAGAAUGGCGAGGGUCCGUGUCGUCUGCGCUCGCUCUCGUGCCGUUCCUCAACCUUCGCGGUCUGUCGCUCUCCGUCACCCCCGCCGUACUCCUACGUCUCUGGUGGAAGGCCGAAGGCGAGCGGCCUCCUGCGCCCCCCGAAGCCAUACGAACCGUCGACUUCCAUGCCAUCGCACAAGCAGUCGCCGAGAGCGCGCCCUCGCUCCAAUUCAUCACCAUCGACCUCACCCGUCAGAGGGAGCCCUGGAUCGGAGCGUGCUUCGUUCUCGCUGGAGCCGCAACCGUGGCGCGGAUGCGUGCGUUCAACCAGUACGAUUGA
Messenger RNA from Epithele typhae, 1200 nucleotides. RefSeq lists its product as uncharacterized. The record is from RefSeq and is a predicted model, not a curated record. The transcript has 6 exons. NCBI's taxonomy places the organism in Eukaryota, Fungi, Basidiomycota, Agaricomycetes, Polyporales, Epitheliaceae. The coding region runs from base 1 to 1200 and encodes 399 amino acids.